GGAGAGCAACGACGAUGAUCUUACGCAGCGGAACGUUAUCACGCGCUAUGAGUUGUAUAUCACAGACGAAUCUAUCACAGUUGCGAUGUAUCCACAGUAAAGGAGAGAUAAGCAAUCGUGAUCACAGGCUACAAGUUGGUAGAGCUAUACGUACUCUACGCUUGACGCUUCCCCGUUUCUUUGAUGAUGGACUCUCAGAUAGGGUAUACGGCGGAGAAGAGGAGAUAUACGCACCAAAUGUGGCUUUAUACCUCCCCAAUUUCCACACACUUCACCCACCGCCACUCAAAGGUCGUGCUGUCUACCUUCGUAGCGCGAGUCUAUUACGUCUCGCAUUUGUAGCUUUACACUCAGAUGCAGCGGUUACACUGAAGAGCACACACUAUUAUGAGGGUGAUCUACGUAUAAGUCUGAUGGUUUCAUCGAUAAACAGGUUAACGAGGGAGUUAUCAGAGUGGGAUGUUCUAUUCAGGUAUACAUUCGACAAUGCCGGUUUGAUUGACGUACAUGAGGUAUUACGCAUCAAUCCACCGCCAACGAGUAGUGCAAUCGAGGGAUUACGCGCAGUAUGGAUGCGUCUACAGCAUAAGCCAGAAGAAGCUGUAAUAUUCGAUGGAAGUGGAAGUAAUGAAGAUUUUCACUCAAAGAAGAAAUCAUAGGAGUAUGAUUUAACGCUUUAAUAACUUGUUAAACAUCCAUCUACCCCCCGUUG
Molecule: messenger RNA, 712 nt
Organism: Wallemia mellicola CBS 633.66
Lineage: Eukaryota; Fungi; Basidiomycota; Wallemiomycetes; Wallemiales; Wallemiaceae
Exons: 3
Coding region: 15-659 (214 amino acids)
Source: RefSeq, a predicted model, not a curated record